Desarmillaria tabescens is the source of this 1409-nucleotide messenger RNA. RefSeq names its product cytokine-induced anti-apoptosis inhibitor 1, Fe-S biogenesis-domain-containing protein. Gene Ontology annotation, biological process: iron-sulfur cluster assembly. Gene Ontology annotation, molecular function: iron-sulfur cluster binding. The transcript has 4 exons. The coding region runs from base 174 to 1253 and encodes 359 amino acids. Gene Ontology annotation, cellular component: cytoplasm. Lineage: Eukaryota; Fungi; Basidiomycota; Agaricomycetes; Agaricales; Physalacriaceae. The record is from RefSeq and is a predicted model, not a curated record.
CUACACUGUACGAACGCUGUAGGACCGUCGAGGGAAGGGGGAAAGACAGACGGGCGCAUGGGUCACUUCUAUCGAUCAAAUCGCUGACUAAGCAGCACGGUUCCGAAUGCGGGAUUGCCCACCUCCAAUAAUGAUUAUGUCUAGGCCUCGAGUUUGCCCAGUGAUGAGUCAGGAUGAGCUGCGAAUGGGAUUGUCAGCAAUGGAAAAAGGAAAAAAUAAUUCGGAAUUUGAUGACUCCACAGUGUCUCGGCCGAUCUUCAUUUUCGGACUUGGGCUUGCUUUCCACUACAUUUCUUCAUUUUCUCCCUUCCUUUCCGCCGUCCAGCAUGUCUCCUACUGCUGUGUAUUCUGCAUAUGUGCCUCCAGCAGCAACACCAGUAAAAGGGCCAGCUCUUGCCAUCGGAUCCCCGUCGACGGCUCUUGAUGGACAGUACCAGUCGAUGGUAACAGACUUGGAGGCGUCGAGGAAGGUUGACCGACAGAUGCUCGAUAGAAUCGUCGACGGAGCUACCUCACUGGUGGCCUCGACUUACUCAUCGAUUCACGUCGCUCUCUCAUCUACCGACUACGAUGCUCUCCUGCCCAAUAUCUCUUCCUUGCUAUCUCAGCUUCUCUCAUCACUGGUACCACUGGGUACGCUGCACUUGCACAAUAUCUCUCCCGAAUCCAAGGUGCCCUCGGAGGUGACCCUAAACGGUUUCACGAUCCUCUCGGCAGCCUCUGCAUCCACCCUCAUUGCCCAAAAGCCCGUGCAUGCGCCUACUGCCACUAUUUCCCUCAAAAAAUCAGACUCAGCGAAUCCGCCAGUUUUACUUCCCCUACGCAAAAAGACGAAUACUGGUGCGAAGAAGGCACUGUGGACGCUGAGCACGCCGGGGACCCCGCCGAUUGAUGCGGAGGCGCUCCUGACGGAUUCAGACAAGGCUCGGCCAUGUGAGCCUGUUACAGCGUCGACAGCACCGCGGAGGAAGAAGGCGUGUAAGAAUUGUACAUGUGGACUGGCUGAGCUUGAGGCAGAGGAGCUGAAGAACAGUCAGGUCGUUGUCGUUGACGGCUCGGAAGACGGCGGGGCACGGGCCGUGUCGAGGGAGGAAAGGGAGAAACUGAUUAACAGCACACCAAAGGCGACGAGUAGCUGUGGGAACUGCUACCUCGGUGAUGCAUUUAGGUGUGCAAGCUGCCCUUACCUUGGACUUCCUGCAUUUAAGCCAGGCGAAAAGGUUCAGAUUGACUUUGGAAUGGACGACAUUUGAGUACUGGGAGAUAAUUGGUACCCAAGCCCUCUAACAAGGAGAACCUCGUUGGAGGGGUCUGGCUCACGUAAGGAGAGGGACCAGUUCAAGUCUUGCUGGGAGAGGAUAUAUGAUACUGUAGACUGUACUUUUGUGUAAAUUUGGUUGCUUACGAAA